UCAAGCAUCAAACGCCGUGUUGUCGUCAUAAGACGUGCUUUGUCGGCGAUGGCUCGCGAUCCCAGCUUGGUUCUCGCGGUUGAGGAGGUCAGCUCCCACUACGUCUUUCAAACUCUUGCCAGCCGGUGCAACAUUGAGGCGCUGAACUGCUCCAGCUUGUCCGAGCUGAUGAGCUUCUCCGCCAAAGAUCCCGUGAUGGUCAUCACCGACAACAUCGACUGGUUGCAAAAGCUGAAAGGCACCUCUGGGACCCAGGGGAUCUUUCUGAUCGACGCUACUUGCUCGGGCUGGGACUGGGGGUGCCAGCAUGAGCUGCUGCCCUCCUGCUCCCUGGAGGACUUUGAGCAGAGCUUGAGGCAUGGUGCCCGCUGGUUGGAACAGCAGGCUUGAGCCGCCCGCCAGCGAGGUAUCGCUCAGCUUGCCUGAGUCCUGAGAUUCCCUUGCCAUGCACAGGGGCGAGGGGCUUGGGGUAUCAUGGAGCCUUGGUGGAGUUUGUGGAGCGACGGCCUUUGCAGAGGCCCAUCCCCGAAUGAUUUGCAAAGUCCCCUUAGAUUUUCGUGGAACAGCACGAUAACAUGCUUUUAGCUGCAUCGACAUUCGAUGCUGCCGGGUUUCAAUUCGGGCGACCCGCGGGCUUUGCUGUUUGUUUUGCGGCCUACCCGACAUGGAAGUGCAAGGGGUUUUAAUCUCUUGAGGUAAUGCAUGGCGGCACCGCAGCAAGCCCUGUGAACAAGCACAGCCGGCGUGCCAACUUCAGCGCCGCAUUGCAAAAGCCAAGCAAGCUGGGCGUGCAGCUGAGCGCCAGUAGGCGUCUUCUACCUGCAAGCAGCUUGCGUCUCAGGCACGCAAAUGUAGUCUGC
Messenger RNA from Effrenium voratum, 860 nucleotides. Lineage: Eukaryota; Dinophyceae; Suessiales; Symbiodiniaceae. The record is from the annotation of a GenBank genome assembly.